This is a messenger RNA of Ricinus communis (castor bean), 4309 nucleotides long. RefSeq lists its product as uncharacterized. Gene Ontology annotation, molecular function: ATP binding; protein kinase activity; protein binding. The record is from RefSeq and is a predicted model, not a curated record. Gene Ontology annotation, cellular component: cytoplasm. The transcript is spliced from 10 exons. Bases 705 to 4103 code for a protein of 1132 amino acids. Gene Ontology annotation, biological process: signal transduction; protein phosphorylation. NCBI's taxonomy places the organism in Eukaryota, Viridiplantae, Streptophyta, Magnoliopsida, Malpighiales, Euphorbiaceae.
GGCUUCUCUCCCUCUCCCCAUCAAAACCAAACUUCAAACUUCAAUUUUUCUCUUUUGGGUAUCAUCCAUUUAGCUCUCAAACAAUAAUCUCCCAUAGCUAAAUUCUCUAUGUGAAUCUGCAAAUUUAUACACAUAAGCAGUUGGACCUAUUUUGUUCAAACUCCAGAUAUGUACUGUUUGGUGAAUGAUUGUGCAAGGCAGAUUGGAUAAAUGUGAAAUCAUGGGACGUCAUGAAUUGUAUUUCUUUCCUGUGAUAGAGAUUUUGUGAAUUUAUUUUUGUGUGUUCUGGAAUUGGCUAAGGAUGUGCACGUGUCAUCGAAGUAUUAUUGUUGGAGGACUUAUGGUGCGUACCUGUUCUUGAGGGUCUUGAAUAAGGAUUUUGCUCCUGAUUGAUUUUGCAAUGAAGAUGAAGAUAUUAAUGUGAAUUAUGGAAUAAAUGCAAUUGUAUAGUUCUAUAAAUAUUUUCUAUUCUUGGUCACAUCCUUCUUGGUGCUUUGGAAUAAGUGUUGAAUGCUAUGGAGUUGCAGGAAGAAAACUAGUUCUCAAGUUCAGGUUGAUUUAGUGCACAGAAGCUGUGAGUAUUAUCUGUCCCGAUUGGAGAAGCAUUUCCAGAAGUAGGUAUAAGGAUUUUGAAGUAAACAAGGGUUGACAGUUUUGUCAACAUUCACGUGCCUAUAUAUGUUAAAUAAGAAAUCUUCGAUACCAUGACAAGAGAGACUCCUGGUAGUUCAGGCCAGCUGUUCUAUGGCGAUAAGUUCCAGGUUUUAUAUUGUGGUAGAGCUGCUGAAGAUAGAAAUGUAAAUAAUAUUUGUGUACAGACAGGUGAGCAAUUUGCUACUGAGUUUUUGCGCGAUCGAAUUGCUGUAAGAAGGGUACUAGAUGAGAACCAGCUAGCACAAAUAGGCUCUAAUUAUAAUCAGAACCAGCAGAUGGUUUAUGAUAGUCCUUCCAGUUUUCAUGGGAUUCGGAGAAAAGACUCUGAAUCUGAUGCUUCAGAUUUUACUCCCAAGACAGGAUAUGCAGCUGAUAUGGAGACUAGGACUUAUCCUGAUAAACUAAACAGAUACCAGUGGGAAUAUUAUCCCUGUGGACAAAACCCUGGUAAAUAUACUGGUGAUGUGAAUUCUGAUCGAGUUAAUAUUGACUCGAUUACUCCCCAAAAAUACGUGGUUGAGUCCCCUCUAUCAUAUCAUCCCUAUGGCUCAGAAGUUCCGGAAAGUGCUUUCUUUGGCAAAAUGAAAUUUUUAUGCAGCUUUGGGGGCAGGAUAUUACCAAGGCCAAAUGAUGGAAAGCUUAGAUAUGUAGGCGGAGAGACACGGAUUAUAUCCAUCAGAAAAAAUGUUGCAUGGGAAGAACUUGCAAAGAAAACAUUGGCCAUUUAUAACCAACCUCAUACAAUCAAGUACCAGCUCCCUGGCGAGGAUCUUGAUGCUCUUAUUUCUGUUUGUUCCAAUGAAGAUCUACAUCACAUGAUGGAAGAAUAUCAAGAAAUAGAAGCAAAUGGAGGGUCACAAAGACUGCGUAUAUUUCUGAUUUCUUCAGUUGAACCUGACAGCCCAAAUUCAUUUGACGGAAGGACUCCACAACAUAGUGAUGCUGACUACCAGUACGUUUUUGCUGUCAAUGCCAUGCCAGAUGUAAGUCCCCAGAAAAGCUCUAGCGGACAAAGUUUGGCAAGCCAACCAAACCAGUUUGGAAUUGCUUCAGAUCAUGGUCCAACUUUUCAUAGAGAUUCUCCUACGUCAGUUUAUGCAUUGGAUAAUAAGGAUUGUAGUCCAACUUCCCCCAUUGUGGUUGGAGCGUUUUUAAAUCCUACUGUUCAGUGUUCCUCUCCACUCCAGCUCCAAGGCACGUCCUUCAAUCAACCUCCUCCUCUAACUCCACUUACAAUUCAGCAUGGUAAUCUUAAGAAUUCUAACAUACAAUUUAAUGGUGAACAAUCAUGUCCUGAGGCUAAUGAAAGCAUUAAUAUCUUUCCCAAGGACAAAAUUCCAUUUGAGGAUACCUCUGCGUAUUAUACUAGAAUUGCUCAAGGACCACAAAUAUUGAUGAACCACCAUCGUCAUCACCCAUAUCUGCUAGAAGUUGACCACAAUAGCAAAUCCUCUGACAUGUAUUUUCACAAUCGUAGCCCAAGUGGAGAUUUUCUGCAAUAUCAACUAAAUGUUCCAAGUGAUUUAGAUUUAGAGAGACCUAAGCUUAAAGAAAGGGCACUUUCUGACUCACAGUUGCAGGAACAUAAUGAAGGGUCGAAAGGCUUCCUGCAAGAAGCAGUUAACCCUCUUCGCCUAUGGCAUGAUGGAAGGGAAAAAUCACCUUCACUGGCAUUGUCAAAUUUAUCACAGGAGCCAAUGAUGUGGCAAGGUUUAAUGAAUGAGGAACACCAAGAAGCCAAAUAUGAGAACGAGUGCAGCUUUACACUGGAGAAUGUUGACUUGAAGCAAGAGUCAUUGAAGAGGGUACACUGCGGAAUUGCUCUCCAUGAUGAAGGCAGCAAAGAAUGUGAAAGGAACAUGUCAAACGGUAAUCCUAUGGAGUAUAAGAACUUAGAGAACGUAGAGGUCAACCCAUUGCUUUGUUUCCCUCGAAAAAAUGCUAUGAAAAAUUCUUUAGAUGAUCCAAGAGAGUAUCGCCUGGAUUGCCAAUCAGGCACAGUUACACCUCUACCUGAUCUAUUUUUCAAGAAUCAAAAUGUUUCUAAGGAUCAGCAGAGUGCCGCAACAGAGAGAAAAAGUGGUCAACAAAUUUCUGAUGUACUUACUCGAUGUCACCAUCCUCUACCUCAUGAAUCGUGUGACCAAAAACCAAAUGUCCAGAAUUCAAAAUCAGUUGCAACUGCUGCUUCAGGUAGAGUGGUUUCUCCCUAUUAUGAAGACCCUGUGAAUUAUCCUGGAAACAAUGUUGAAGAUGUAAGCAUCAGGGGACAAUUGCAAAUGGAACUGAAGAUUAGAGAUGCUCCAAAAUGGUUGGAUGAUCUUCAUCAGAAUAGGGUGCUGGGAUCAGUUGUACUUGUUGAAGAUGUUACUGGUACCACACCUCCAGAUAUCCCCUUGGCUUCAAGGAUCAUCCCGCAUGUUGAAGAAGAUGCUUCCGACGAGUUUGAAUCUCAUAUUACUGAGGUUGAAAGCACAGCUCCAGAAUCUGAAUCUGAGGAUGCAGAAGCUGAUGGCGGAGGAACUGAUGAUUCUAUUAAUGAUGUUGCAAUAACUGAAAUUGAAGCAGGCAUAUAUGGUUUGCAGAUUAUAAAGAAUACGGAUAUAGAAGAAUUGCGAGAAUUAGGAUCUGGUACAUUUGGAACUGUUUAUUAUGGGAAGUGGAGAGGUACUGAUGUUGCUAUCAAGAGGAUCAAAAAGAGUUGCUUUUCUGGAAGAAUCUCAGAGCAAGAGCGGCUGACGAAGGACUUCUGGAGAGAGGCAAAGAUUCUAUCAAAUCUUCACCAUCCAAAUGUGGUAGCAUUUUAUGGUGUAGUCCCUGAUGGGCCUGGGGGAACAAUGGCAACUGUAACUGAAUACAUGGUGAAUGGAUCACUGAGGCAUGCCUUGCAAAAAAAGGACAAGGUACUUGAUCAUCGUAAAAGGCUUAUAAUUGCACUAGAUGCAGCUUUCGGCAUGGAAUAUCUACAUUUGAAAGAUAUUGUUCAUUUUGAUCUGAAGUGUGAUAAUCUGUUAGUAAAUUUAAGGGAUUCUCAACGACCCAUAUGCAAGGUUGGAGAUUUUGGAUUGUCACGAAUUAAACGCAAUACACUUGUAUCCGGCGGGGUUCGUGGAACCCUUCCAUGGAUGGCACCAGAAUUACUUGAUGGCAACAGCAAUCGUGUUUCUGAGAAGGUUGAUGUAUACUCAUUUGGUAUUGUAAUGUGGGAAGUCUUGACGGGCGAGGAACCCUAUGCCAACAUGCACUGUGGUGCUAUCAUUGGUGGAAUAGUAAGCAACACGCUUAGGCCACCUAUACCAGAACGUUGUGAUCCUGAAUGGAGAAAGUUGAUGGAAGAAUGCUGGUCUUUCUAUCCAUCAGCUAGGCCAUCAUUUACAGAAAUAACAAACAGGCUGCGCGUUAUGUCAAUGGCACUUCAACCAAAGCGACGAAACCUUGCAAAUAGAUGAAAACUACACUCCUAAAUGUAAGUAAAAAAAAAAAAAGCAUACUCAUUUACAUGUAAAGAUUAACUAGGAAAACAUUUAUAAAGCUAUAGCCGACUGUCUCAAUAAGGAUAAAUAUUUAAUAAUUUCUUUUUCCAGCUUUCAGUGUCAGAUGUUCUAACUGUUCGUUCUCACACUGAUCAAUUUCACAUUUGAUGAGAUUAUAUUUG